Molecule: messenger RNA, 825 nt
Organism: Chaetomium strumarium
Lineage: Eukaryota; Fungi; Ascomycota; Sordariomycetes; Sordariales; Chaetomiaceae
Exons: 6
Coding region: 1-825 (274 amino acids)
Source: RefSeq, a predicted model, not a curated record
AUGCCCGAUCAAAUUGCAGCUCACUGCGGGUUCCAGCCCGAGCCCGUCCUUUAUGGUUUCCAGACUGAUCUCCUUUGUCCUGAAAUCACAACCAAAAGAAGUGUGAGCAUUUGGCCGGUCUGUCUGGCCGGCCCGAGGUCGAUUCUAACGUUGUUCGUCAAGUCCUCAAACCUUGACCGUUCGCCCGCGGGGGCGUCGUCAGCCCCCGCUACGACAACCGCAUUCACGAGUCAUGGACUGGGGGGAGAGCUGAAGGGGUUUGACUUUGACAUCGGAAGAGGAUUUUCUGGUGACGCCAAUGUCGCAAGUUGGCUACGUUCGAUUGACCCGGCGGACCUUUUGGCAUCUCUGUGUGCGCCGUUGGACUGGGAAGAAUGGGAGGGUGCCCCGGACUCUGAGGCGGAGCUGCCAUUCUCGAGCUCGGACAGGAUGGGCUCGUGUCCGCAAAUGACGCCGACCCUGUUGGGGUCCAGCUCUGGAGGGUCCCCGAAUAACCAGUCCGUGUCAUGGGCCGGCAGCAGCCCAGCUGUCGCUCGUCAAUCUGAGGGCUUGGGCAGUGGGUAUCAGUGUGCUGAUUGUGGCAACGUGUAUGACACCCGCGUGCAGCUCUCAAAACGCCACAAACCCAAGCAGCCCUGUCCCUUCGCGGGUGUCGGGUGUAAAGCGGAGUUCAGCGUUCGCGCAGAGCUGACGCGACACAUGAACUCCGGCCAGCACGGCGGCGGCAAGAAUGUGGAGUGUCCACGAUGCCACAAGAGGUUCACCAAUCGGAUACACAACAUGCGACGGCACCAGAAAUCAGGAGCUUGCAAGCCCAGUGGAUAA